UCUGCUGUUUCUGAAAGCCUGUUCUUUCAUGCAUAUUCAUGUAGUGUUUUUUUUUCUGCUGUGUGUUUUUGGGGUCAGUCGGCGGAAGAUGGCGGUCUGGAUGCUGCUGGCAGGCGGAGAGGAGCUGCUCUUCCCCGGGCGGAGGAGCCUGUAGAGCCGCCACAUUUAGCCCGGAUCACCGCUAACCACCCCGGACCGCGCUUUCUGCUCGGGUAUGGACUCUUGCACGGUUUUACCAGGGUACAAACACCUCGGAGACUUUGCGGGGAGUUUCAUGUUUUUAUUCGGCUAGCAGCUAGCGGCUUUCUGCAACACUUCAACGCCCCGAAAACUGCACAAUAAUGUCGGAUACGAAGGUAAAAGUGGCCGUUCGGGUUCGACCGAUGAACCGCAGAGAGAUUGAGCUCAACACUAAAUGUGUGGUUGAGAUGGAGGAAAAUCAGACUGUUCUGCACCCACCGCCCUCCAAUGCAAAAGGAGAAAACAGAAAACAACCAAAGGUGUUUGCCUUUGACCACUGUUUCUGGUCCAUGGACGAGUCCAACAUCCCAAAAUAUGCUGGGCAGGAGGUGGUCUUCAAGUGUCUCGGUGAAGGAAUCCUCCAGAAUGCGUUUCAGGGCUACAACGCCUGCAUUUUCGCUUAUGGACAGACAGGCUCUGGGAAGUCGUUCUCCAUGAUGGGCUCUGGUGAUCAGCCUGGUCUGAUUCCUCGUCUCUGCUGUUCUCUGUUUGAGCGAGUCUCCACACAGCAGAGCGACAGUAACAGCUUCAAGGUGGAGGUUUCCUACAUGGAGAUCUACAACGAGAAGGUGCGAGAUCUGCUCGACCCCAAAGGGAGCAGACAGUCUCUGAAGGUGCGAGAGCAUAAAGUGUUGGGUCCGUAUGUGGACGGUCUUUCUCAACUCGCCGUUACUAGUUUUGAGGAUAUCGAGUCUCUGAUGUCCGAGGGGAAUAAAUCUCGAACCGUCGCCGCUACAAACAUGAAUGAGGAGAGCAGUCGAUCUCACGCCGUCUUCAGUGUUAUCCUCACACAGACGCUCUACGACCUGCAGUCCGGGAACUCUGGUGAGAAGGUCAGUAAGAUCAGUCUGGUGGAUCUGGCUGGCAGUGAGCGAGUGUCUAAGACUGGAGCUGCUGGGGAACGACUGAAGGAGGGCAGCAACAUCAACAAGUCUCUGACUACACUGGGCUGUGUUAUCUCGGCUCUGGCGGAUCAGUCUGCAGGGAAGAGCAGGAAUAAGUUUGUGCCGUACAGAGACUCGGUGCUGACGUGGCUGCUGAAGGAUAAUCUGGGGGGAAACAGUAAGACGGCCAUGAUCGCCACCAUCAGCCCUGCGGCGGAUAACUACGAGGAGACGCUCUCCACACUGAGAUACGCCGAUCGAGCGAAGAGGAUCGUGAAUCACGCUGUAGUGAAUGAAGAUCCGAACGCAAGAAUCAUCCGAGAGCUGCGAGAGGAGGUGGAGAAACUGAAGGAGCAGCUCUCACAGGCUGAGUCUCUGAAAGCUCCGGAGCUGCAGGAGAAACUGCAGGAGUCUGAGAAACUCAUACAGGAAAUGACUGUAACAUGGGAAGAGAAACUGCGCAAGACUGAGGAGAUCGCACAGGAGCGUCAGAAGCAGCUGGAGAGUAUGGGGAUCUCUCUGGAGUCCUCAGGGAUAAAGGUUGGAGAGGAUAAGAGCUUUCUGGUCAACCUGAACGCUGAUCCUGCUCUCAAUGAGCUGCUGGUUUACUACCUGAAGGAUCACACACGUGUGGGAGCAGACACCACUCAGGACAUCCAGCUGUUCGGCAUCGGUAUCCAGUCUGAACACUGUGUGCUGGAGGUCACUGCAGACGGAGACGUCACACUCACACCUGCACACAACGCCAGGACGUGUGUGAAUGGCAUGAUGGUUUACUCAAAGGUGCAUGUGUGGCAUGGAGACCGAAUACUGUGGGGGAACAACCACUUCUUCAGGGUGAAUCUGCCAAAUCGUAAGCGGCGUAAGGAUCUGGACAGAGGGUCUCCCCGUGAGAGCUUCAUCGAGGCGGAUGUAGAAACGGCUAGCGAAGCCUCAUCUGAGCAGGACUACAGCUAUGAGUUUGCACAGAUGGAGGUCAUGAUGAAGGCUCUGGGAAACAAUGACCCCAUGCAGAAUGCAGUGCAGGCGCUGGAGAAGCAGUAUGUGGAGGAGAAGCGUCUGGCUCUGGAGGAGCAGCGGCUGAUGUACGAGCGAGAACUGCAGAGUCUGAGACAACAACUCACACCUGAGAGAAACACACAACACCAGCGGCUGAGCUACAACACACACCACUCACACAGCAGACUGCGCCUGUGGACAGAGGAGAGGGAUGAGUUGUUUCGUCAGAGUUUGUCUCGUCUGCGUGAGCAGGUAGUCAGGGCAAAUGCUUUGGUGCGAGAAGCAAACUUCCUGUCCGAGGAGAUGCAGAAACACACCGACUAUCAGGCGACGCUUCAGAUUCCUGCCGCAAACCUGAGCGCAAACCGCAAGCGCAGUGCUAUAGUGAGCGAGCCAGCAAUUCAGGUGCGGCGGAAAGGCAAGGGAACACAAGUGUGGACCAUCGAGAAACUGGAGAACAAACUGGUGGACAUGAGAGACCAUUACAGAGACUGGAGAGAAGGAGCGCAGGAGCUGGUUAACCGGCUUCAUAAUAAAGCAGGAGAUCCAUUCUAUGAAGCCCAGGAGAAUCACAACCUCAUCGGUGUAGCGAACGUCUUUCUGGAGUGUUUAUUUCAUGAUGUCCGGCUGCAGUAUGCAGUGCCCAUCAUCAGCCAGCAGGGGGAGGUUGCUGGUCGGCUGCAUGUGGAGCUGUUGCGUGUAUGCGGUGCUGUUCCCGAACGUCUAUCCGGAGGAGACGACUCCUCGGAAAACUCCAGUGAGAGCAGCGGAUACGACUUCAUGGACAACAAUGGAGAGAUCGUCCACAUGGCCAGAAAACUCACCUGCAGGGUGCGGAUCAAAGAGGCGUCUGGUCUUCCUCUCAAUCUCUCCAACUUCGUCUUCUGCCAGUACUCCUUCUGGGAUCAGUCGGAGCCCACUGUAGCUCCGCCCCUCAUUAGUCCAGACACGCCCACUGCACGGUCACAUGACCAGGAGUUCACUGUGAGCUUCAACCACUGCAGGGAUUUCGUGGUGCAGGUGACGGAGGAGUUUCUGGAGUUCAUCUCUGACGGGGCUCUGGCUAUAGAGGUGUGGGGUCACAGAUACACCGGCAACGGACGCUCCAUCUGGGAGACACACACACUGCAGGACAAGAAGAGGACACUCAGAGACCGCUGGAGUGAGGUGUCCCGCAGUAUCGAGCUGUGGGUCUCCAUCCAGGAGCUGAAUGAGCAGGGCGAGUACUCGUCUGUGGAGCUGCACAGCACUAAAGACUCCAGCACUGGAGGAGUGUUUCAGCUGCGCCAGGGCCACUCACGGCGGCUGCAGGUGUGUGUUCAGCCGGUGCAGCACUCAGGGACGCUCCCUCUGCUGGUGGAGGCUGUUCUCUCCGUCUCCAUCGGCUGUGUUACUGCGCGCUCCACUAAACUACAGAGACCUCUGGACAGCUAUCAGGAGGAAGAUGGCGAUAUGGAUAGUUAUCAGGAAGAGGAUCUGAACUGUGUUCGCGACCGCUGGUCAGACGCGCUUAUCAAACGCAGAGAAUACCUGGAGGAGCAGAUCAAGAAGAUCCUCAACAAACCAGAAAAAUCUGAGGAAGACAUAGAGCGAGAAGCCCGGCUGGUGGAGCAGUGGGUCGGACUGACAGAAGAGAGGAACGCGGUACUGGUCCCGGCUCCAGCCAGCGGGAUCCCAGGAGCCCCGGCACACUGGGUUCCUCCUGCUGGCAUGGAGGCUCAUAUUCCUGUGCUGUUCCUGGAUCUGAAUGCUGAUAAUCUGACGGUGAAUGAUCAUCUGACGGGUCCUCACUCUGCUGGUGUGAACUCUAUUCUUCCCAAAGAACACGGCAGCUCCUUCUUCUACCUUCCUAUCAUCAGACACAGCGACGACGAGGUGUCAGCCGUGUGCUCGUGGGACUCCUCCAUCCACGACUCCAUCCACCUGAACCGCAUCACAGCAGCGAACGAGCGCAUUUACCUGAUCGUCAAAGUAGCGGUUCAGCUCAGCCACCCGGCCUGUGUGGAGCUGCUGCUGCGCAAGAGGAUCGCUGUCAACAUCUACAACAAACAGAGUUUCACUCAGAGUCUGAAGAGACGGAUGUCGCUGAAAAACAUGCUUUACUCCUGUGGAGUGACGUAUGAGAUCGUCUCCAACAUACCAAAGGCGUCUGAGGAGCCGGAGGAGCGCGAGACUCUGGCCCUGAUGGCGGCGCGAGGAGAAAACGAGGAGACGCGAGAUGGAGAGACGUACAUGGAGAAGUACACCAGAGGAGUGCUGGAGGUGGACAAUAUACUGUGCCUGGACAGACUCAGACAGGCUGUGACAGUGAAGGAAGCUCUCUCUGCUAAAGGCAAACACAUCCGCCGCAGUCUCAGCACACCAAACGUCCAACAUAGCUCUGGUUGUAAAUCAGACAGCCGGACGGGUUGUGAGGAUGAAGACGUGAAGACUCCGUGUUAUGCUCAGCCGGACAGCACUGAAGACACGCCGGUCAAAAGCAGAGAGAAUCCUGGGUCGAGUGUGGAGAGUCCGGCGUUCUUCAGCUCCGCUGCGUUUAAGACUCUUUCACCACAGACACACAAAUUCAUCAAAUCACUGCUGCCGCUGAAGGAGGAGGAGAAAACCAGACGCACGCUGGAGGCACGACCACUGCUGGGACACCAGAGCAUGCGCGUGUGUUUGUCGGGCCCCAGACCCAGGGCUCAGAGCGAGGGCCGCAGCGCCAGUGACAUCAUCAUCAGCGGCUCGGCCAAUCACAGCACUGAUCUCACGCACACACUGCCACACACUGCUGAUUCAGAGGAGGAUGAUCCAGGCAUUGAUUCAGCCUUCACCCGUUCCAAUAUUCCAGCCCUCGGCUCUCUGGAGCUCCAAAACUUCAAGCCUUACAUCCCGGAGGAAUUUGCCAAUUUUGAGAUCUACAAUGCAAGCCUCGAGACCCAAGAAGGAGCUUUAUGUGCACGCAGUGAAUUGACCUCCGGGAUUGGGAUGUUAUCGGGGACUCGGGCUGCAGAAAAGGAAGUUUCCCGUAGUCCCACCGCCAGCAGCUGCACGAGUGGCUACUUCUCCCAUAGUGCCUCAAACGCUACUCUAUCUGACGUGCUCUUCAGUGGUAGUGAUAGUUGUGACCAGCUCAGCAUUAGAGAAACCACAGAUUCUCAGGAGCAUGGAAAAGGGUGCCAUCCUUAAAGUGCCUCUGGAUUUUGUCCAGCUCAGAUUAUUCCCUCCCAACCAUAUUCCCAUUACUUGACUGACCGGGAUUGUUCCCCUUCACCUCCUCGUAGAAGUAUCCUGAGCGUCAGUCAGGAAUUCACAGACUUUAAAGGUGCAGAUGAUGGUGUAGAAGAGGAUGAACUUGGUAACUUUGGCUGUAAAGCAGAAUCAGCUCCUCAAGAUAAAAUGCAAGACAAGAAUUCUCCUUCCAAGUGUCGUCUUCAUAAUGGAAAAGACAAGGAUUCUGUACCUCAUGUGCAACCGGAAGCAAAUCGAGAGAUUGAGUCCUUUGAGGAUCCAGAACUCUUUAAAGGUGCAGAUGAUGGUCCAGAAGAGGAUGAUCUUGGUAACUUUGACUGCAAGGCAGAAUCAGUUCCUCAAGCUAAAUUGCAAGACAAGAGUUCUCUCUCGCAGCGUCAUCUUCAAAAUGGGAAGCAGUUCUCUGGGGAUUCUGUACCUCAUGCGCAACCAGAAGCAACUCAAGAGAUUGAGUCCUUUGAGGAUCCAGAACUCAUAGAGGACUCCAGUGAGGAUGAAAAUGCACCGGUUCCUCAGUUGCCUGACUGGAUGGCCCCUGGGGAGCAGGUUUGGGUGGGCAAACAGAGCGGGAUGGUGCAUUAUGUUGGAGGGGUGGAGUUUGCCAAAGGCAUCUGGGUUGGAGUGGAAUUGGACCUUGCUGUAGGUAAACACAAUGGUACGGUCAAAGGAAGGGUGUACUUCCGAUGUGCCACAGGUCAUGGAGUCUUCGUAAAACCAUCUCGUUUGACUCGAGAACCUCCGUCCAUUGACACCGAACCUCAACAUGUGUUCCAGUAGGGGCUGGACAAUGACCCAAUUGUUGGAACAAUGUAAAAAAAAUUGACUCAACCUAAAAUUGUAAGGCAACUUGCUGCACAAUUUGUGUUGAGUUGACUCAACUUUUAACCCAAGUGCAGCACUUGAUUCUAUUUAAAUUGAGUAAACUCAAAAAAGCUUGGCAGCACAUUGCCUUUAAGUUAUCAGUUGAGUCAACUUUUUUCUUUUCUUUUUACAGUGUAGACCAGGGUUGCCCAAACUCAGUCCUGGAGGCCCUUGCACUUCCUUCAACACAGCUGCCUGGAAGUUUCUAGUAUACCUAGAAAGAGCUUGAUUAGCCAGUUCAGGUGUGUUUAAUUGGAGGUGGAACUAAACUUUGCUGAACAGCGGCCCUCCAGGACCGAGUUUGGGCUCCCCUGGUGUAGACGAUCUCUUCAACACCAGCACCAGCAAACGCCUGGACAAACAUGAGUGCUAACAGAAUCCAUCCUUCUGGUUUGUUUGUCAACAUCAGAGACUUGCUGAUACCCUUCGUUCUGUGGCAAUAAACCCUACCUGUGUGUGUGUUGUGUUGAAGUUCUAGAUCAAUUUCAGUAUCGUCUUUGAAUGUCUCGAGUUGCACAGUUGCACAAACACAUUUUAUAUAUAUCAAGUUAGCUUUGAUAUAGCUGAAAUACUAACUUCAGUUUUGGUUUAUUUACCACUUUUUAUAUGACUAAAUGCAUUCAUUAAUUGAUGACGCCUAACACUAGUAUACUUUGAGUGAGCUUGAGAUUUGGAUGUCUGUUCUAGGUAAGAAUGUACUACUGUUUAUGACCUUUAUGCGUGAUUAUAUCAGGUAUUACCAAAGACAUAGCCUUUCCAACCUGCUGUGCAAACGUACUUCUGUGUUUUAUGCUUGUGUAUUUUAAUAUUUGUUCGACCGAUUUAAUGCAAAUAUGCUAAGUGCCAUAUUUCUGGUUGGAAGGCCACAUGCCCAUCUGUCGAUUUUUCAAAGUUUUAAUGGUAUUUUGAUUGGACGGCAAGCCUGUUGCUCAUACCUUGUUGUGUAAUUGGCUUGUUGAGUACUGUAACUGUUGAAGGACUGCCAAUAUUUCUCUUUACAGAGCUGUCUGAACGCUUGCACUGGAGUAACUUAUCCUGGAUGCACAUUAAGUUACGUAACGCACGAACAUUGACGCAUUCUCAAAUACUGAUCUGACGCUUCUCAGGAGGUUGACAGAAGAUGUCACCUAAUGCGGAGAGCACCUUGUUUUCUUUAUCGACUGGUCUACUUCAUAUAUCAGAAGUAUAUAGACCAGAAAUGCCCUUAAGUACUGACACAAGCCCUGUUCAUGAACGGGACCUUUUUAGAUAGUUGACUUCUAGGUUCACCCGCCUAAUAUUGAGCUUUUACAUCCAUGUGUAUUUGACUGUCGAGUAAGAUUUUAUUAGUUUGUGCUACUAAAGCCAAUAUUAAUGUUUCUUAUAGGUAUAAAUGGGAGACGGGCAAUAUCGGGGGAAUGGGACAUAGCCUGAAUAAUACUAGUGUAUUUAGUGCCAUGACCAGUGCUGUUAUUAUUGCUCUGUUUUUUACCUGACCCACUGUGGAUCUUUUGCUGUCAUCGGCGAUGGUAAAAUAAAAAAACCCAAGACCUUACUUAAAAGAAAACAAAGCUGCUCUCCUUGACAAGGAGCUGUACAUAAAAUGUAUGAACAUAGUAUUUACGAUCUUAUAAGAUGUACAGAAUUGUAUUUAUAUUGUAUCUCUGCAGAUGUUGGUACAAAUAUGUUGUAGAAUACAGAACGUUUAUAAACA
Danio aesculapii is the source of this 7911-nucleotide messenger RNA. RefSeq names its product kinesin family member 13A (gene kif13a). Gene Ontology annotation, molecular function: microtubule binding; microtubule motor activity; cell adhesion molecule binding. Gene Ontology annotation, biological process: microtubule-based movement; regulation of protein localization. Gene Ontology annotation, cellular component: adherens junction. The record is from RefSeq and is a predicted model, not a curated record. NCBI's taxonomy places the organism in Eukaryota, Metazoa, Chordata, Actinopteri, Cypriniformes, Danionidae.